Molecule: messenger RNA, 1395 nt
Organism: Metarhizium brunneum ARSEF 3297
Lineage: Eukaryota; Fungi; Ascomycota; Sordariomycetes; Hypocreales; Clavicipitaceae
Source: RefSeq, a predicted model, not a curated record
AUGCCCCAAGCCAGAAGUAGGUGCAUCCAACACCCAAAAGCACCCGCUCUCGUCCAUGAAAUUGCUAUUCAUCAUGGCCAUCAGUCCAACUGGAACGAGUACAGCGCUCGGCAUGUAGCCCAGGAGUCCCGGCGGCUGGAAGAGCUGUGCAGACGCAUCAACAGCGGGCAUCUAUGCGAGCGCGCGUCCCAAGUGCGCGGCGCCAACGCCCCAUGCUCGAUUGACCUCUCCCCGGGGACACUUUCGGCCAUGAUGGGCGGGCAGAACUGCCAUGCCGACGUCGUAUUCGCAGACGGUAUCGUGUGGCUCGCGCGGUUCCGACUGUGUAGUCCCAUAUCGCCGCCGCUCGAGGUGCGCGACUACGUGCUGCGCAGUGAAGCCGCAACCAUGGAGUUUCUGCAGCGCCACACGAGGAUCCCCUCUCCGCGCGUCUUCGACUGGGCCUGCGAGUCGGAUCCGGCGAAUGCGGUGGGCGUUGGCUAUAUCCUGAUGGAGAAGCUGCAGGGCGCGCCGUUGGACUGGCAGCGCGCAACCUCGGUGCAGAGGGCCAAGAUUGUGCGGCAGCUCGCAGACGUAAUGCUGGAGAUGGAGAGACACCCCUUUGACAGGUUCGGAUCGCUCGUGGGGACGCCGCCCGUGUCCGGAGGCGAGGUAGCAUCGGCAGCCGAGAUACAGGUCCAGGGUCUGGCGCAACAUUCCACCUUUCGGUGCGGUGUGGACCAUGGGCCGCCGGGCCCCUUCCGCUCAUCACGGGAGGCUUUGCGUGCCCUCGUAGAGGCGCACCUUGGCAUGAUUGCCGGCGGAGAGAUUGGGACCGCCGAGGACGCCGCCGACGUGUGGCUGGCCCACCGGUUCCGGCUCGACGUUUUGGUGGAUGGAAUGUGGAAGGCGAACGCGGCAGGCGAGGACGACACCUUCUUCUUAAAGCAUGCCGACGACAAGGGCGACCACAUCUUGGUUAAUGCCGACUUUGACAUUGUGGGCAUCAUCGACUGGGAGUGGUGUAGCACAGCGUCCAAGGAGGAGGCCUUUUCCGCGCCGUGCAUGAUGUGGCCGGUGGCAGCCUUCUACGACGGCUCCAACGAGCUGGCAGACGAGGAAUUGCUCCUGGCGCGCGUAUUCAGCGAGGGGGGCCGCGAAGACCUCGCCCGCUGCGUGCUGGACGGGCGCAAGGUCCAGCGGUUGCUGUUCGCCCUCGGUCCCGGGGCGUCACACGAGGACAGGACGACGUUUGCCCGUCUUUUCAUGGGUCUGAAGCGGGCAUUCGAUCCGGAGCACGGGGGCAGACAAGACAAGCAAGGGGGAGAGGAGCAAGAGUGGGAGGCGUGGAGAGCAGGAGCGCUUGUGAAAUGGCAACACGACGGUUCGUUGAAGGCUUUACUCAAGAAGGCGUGA